UAACACCCGUGGUGCGGUCGUCUACUAUCGGUGCUGGUCCUGCACAUAGCUCGUUCAUUACAGCUCCGUGCAGCGUACAGUAGUGGAUGGCGUGCGGGUGCUUCCGGGUGGCUGUGUAUUCGGUGUUAUUCGUUUUGUUCUUCCAUUUCUUCCGUGGUCCCCGGCAUCCGUGCGUAUCCCUUUUCCGUCCGGUUUGAAUCGGGCGGGUGUGUUGAUUAAUAAGAUAUCCGGUCAUCACUGCUGCUUCCGUCGACUCGUUCAACCCGAGUUCGGUUUUUUUCUCUCUCCCCGGUGUGGUACAUUGAUCCCGUUGUGUUUCGCGUCGCUGGUGAAAAUGUUCUUUGUGAUUAGAGUGUAAAAUAAAAACGAAGCUGGAAAAACAUGGCGACCGAUCGCUUUGUUCCGAAUCCUUCGAGUGCGUGUGGAACGUGAAAAUUGGUUCCACCGAGCAUCUGGCUUGUCGAGAAGCGGUGGUAAUUGAUGUGCCCCAGCAACAAUUAUCCGCUUUUUGUUGUCUGCCCAGCUGUGAAUAGUUUCAUGCGUGUGUGUUUGCUGUUUCUUCCAUACAUCUCUCAAGUGGGGGUUACUCCUUUACCUAGAUCGAGCUUUCUUUAUCCGUGAUGCUAUCUGUGUGUACGUUUGUAUUUAAAUAGUGAAACAAAAAACGUAGUUUAGUGUGUAAUUUAGCAAAAGGUGUGUGUUUCAUUGUUUUGUCACUCACACGCACUCCCCUAUACGUGCAAAUAUACAAACAUGUCCUUCACAGCACACACCGUUCGAAUAAUCCAGGACAUGUGUGCCAACAACCAGCCCACAUGUCACCUGUGCCCCGACGUCGAGUCCAAGCAGGCGGCGGUGGCGCGUGCUUCUUCUUCUGGGGGGAUAAAGGCAAAAAUCGAUGGUAGCACACCGCACGGCAAGUGGGAAGUUUAAAUUACGCAAAAAAGGGGCAAAAAUCGAUUCUUCCUGCCACGCGCUUCAAACGUCGGCUGCCAAACGAAAGAGCGACCGAGAGAGAGUGAGAGCAGGAACAAGAAAGAAAGAGGGAGAGAUAAAAAAGAUAGCAAAAGGAUCAAACACAUCCUCCCACCAAGUGCGUGUGUUGCGCUGGUGGGUGUAGGAGCGACUGUGUAUGUGUGUUGUAUGUGUGCAUUUUAAAUGGUACAUCCGAGAAUCCUUGCGCGAAACAAGUGCCAAAAGUUGGGAAGUGGAACUAGCAAAUGUGUAAUCAUCAGUGCAAGAUCCAUCCAUCCAGCCUCCAGAACGCUGCCAUAUUAAGCCCGAUGAUGCUGGUGCUAAUGAUUUAAACAUUAUUUGCAAUUCGAUUGUCGAAGCGUCCACCGCGUUCCAGCGGAUCCUGUAGCUGCUGUAAGGAUAAUACGGUUAGCAGCAGCAGUGCAGCAGUAGUGAGGUGCCACCUUCCAAUCAUCAAGAUGAACCCCGACCGGAACAGCCGGAAGUAUCGCUCCGGAAACAAUCUGUACAGCGACGAUGAGCUGGAAUUAUCGUCGUCACAGGUGCUGGAGAAGGUGAAACCAGACCGCGUAACUUCCACCAAACCGGACGAAGACCGACGCCGCCGCACGAUCAUCGUGGAGAAGAAGAAUGGAUCGUACGGGUUUACGCUGCAAAGCUACGGCAUCCACUACAAGAAGGAGCAGGAGGUCGAGGUGAUCACGUACGUCGAUUACGUCGAGUACGACGGUCCUGCGUACCGGGCCGGGAUGCGCGAAGGGGACGUCAUCCUGUCGAUCAACGGUUACGAUAUGGAGAAGGCCGAACACAAGGAUCUGGUCAACUUUAUCAAAAACUGUGAUAAUAGAAUGCGCAUGGUGGUGCUGUUUGAGGAUUGCUGCCGGAAGGUGGAGCUACACCUUAAGUACAUCCAGCUGCAGGAUCUGCUCAAAAGUAAGAUGGCCGAUUUGGAACGGAUUUGCUUGCGGGAACGCGAACUGCUGGAAGGAAAGUGGAAAACGCACAGCUUACCGGCCCGGAAGAAAACGAACGCACCGGGUGGCGACGAUAUUGAUCCGGGUUCGACGACGGACGUGGAAUCCGGCACCACCGGGCCAUCCUUUUGCCGUCCGGCAGCGUCCACCGAGGACGUGAAGAAGUUGCUCCGGCAGAAAACGUACAUCGUACCACCACCGGCACAAUUUAUGCUGGCCUAUCAUUGCCUGGACAGUAACUAUCGUUACGUGAUCCAUCCUUCCCAAGCCGGUGCGUGCGACAGUGCGAGCGGUACGGAAUACUCAACCUCCUGUGCUCAACCGAACAACCCGACAGCGGCCAAACUUUGCAAGGACCAUCAGCAUAUGAUGCGUGGCUCCUCCCUAGACAGUAGUUCCCUGGGCUGCAAGCAGCAGCAGCAGCAGCAGCAGCAGCAACCGGCGUCUUCCGCCUCGCCAACAAAAAGUCUUCACAAUUACGACACCAAAGCAUCGAAAUCGUCGUCCACGCGGCGCGCUGGCCAUCUGCACGGACACUCGUGCAAUCCCUGUAUGGGGCACUUUCUGCGUAGCAGCAGUAGCGAUAAGAACCGAGCCGGCGAGAAGGAUAACACCAGCCUGGAUGCGUACGAUCUCGCCAGCCCGUGCUGUGAUCCACAGUGUGUUCCAUCGAGGCGCAAGUCGAAACACCACAAAGACCAUCACCACAAGCACAAACACCGGGACCGGGAGGCGAAGGAAACGGGUGGGAAGGAUCGCAUACCACGGCCAAAGUCACAGCCACAUAUCUCGCCGCAGCAACAGCAGCAGCAGCAACCGCAGCCACACACACAGUCAAACUAUCUCUAUCGCCACAAAGAUAAGCACGAUCAUCACCAUUCGAAAGUGUAUGACCUAAACGCUAGUCUCGCCAGCCAUUGUAGUCUGCACUCGUGCACGUCGAGCGAGUUUAACCCGGCGGCCGAGCACUCGCCCGCCUCCUACAGCACCUCCAUCAGCACCGACACGCUCUACUGGGAGCCGCACAGCGAAACGACCACCGUGUCCGCGUCCGGCUCCAUCCACAAGAAGCCACCGGUGCCGGCCGGUGGCCCCACCACCAGUACGCCCAGUGCGCUCGUCCCGAUCGGUGGCCGACCGCCGCACACACACCAGCACCACUACUACAUCCAGAAGUACGUCCAUCCGCAGCACCAUCCGGGUGCGGCCGGUCCGCAGCAGCUGGCCUGCUAUCCACCGCCACCUCCCCUGCCCGCCGUACACAAACCCAAAUCCUGGGACAAUCUCGCGAUGAAAGGGUACGGUGGGUAUGGGUACGGGUACGGCUAUCUGGAGGUGGCGGGAGGCGGCGCGGCGGCCACCAAAACCAACCUGCCAACCGCUACCCGCACCCAAACCACCAUCACCAUCCAGCACCGCAACUCGAUACCGAAGAAAAAUGGGUACGAGCGGUACUCGGCGUUUGUUGACGUGGAAAACUAUGCCCCACCGCCGACCCAGUUCCUGCAGGAAACCACCACAACGACCACCACAAUCACGACGAAAUCGACGGAGAAUCUGCUCGGCGCACCGUACAACCGGUCCGACUCGAGCCUGUCCUGCGAGUGUCUCGAGACGGCCCCGCUAACCGGUGGCACCAUGGUCGAACACGUGCCCGACAAAUCCGGCUACUAUUCGAGCCUUGGCGGUGGUGGUGCCGGCAGUUCCGGUGGCACAAAGAAAUCCAAUCCCAAUCUGACCGAAAUAGCACGCCUUUAGAAGCAGUGCUUUCUGCGCGUCGUGGUAGGCAAGGUAGAGCGAGUAGCGUGCGUAGCUGGCCAGCCCAUUCCAGAUCUGCUCACUCAGCUCCAUUUACCUUUGUUUGGGCGAGGUAAAUGUUGAACGUUUUGUGGUAACGUUGCGUGAAGUAGAAAGCAGCAAGUAAGACAAGCUUUUUGCAUCCGGCCGUGUGAUACAAAGCGAGCAGGUCUCUUUCCUUUUUUGUUACCAGGUUUUCCCGAUUUAUGCUCGCAAGUUCUCGAAACGUUUAGUUGCGUUUCCAGCAUUCCGCAGGGAUGAAGAGUAGCACCUAGCUAGAGUGUUCGCUACAGCGUGUUAAAGUUCGUAUUGGCUCUACCACUUAACAGUGAAUGGAGCUGUUUUUUUAAGGCGUCGCUUACCUAGAGACUUAGGUGAAUAGUGGACACACUAUUUAACACCAGAGAGAGAGAGAAGGAGAACCAGGUUUGCUCAGUACUUUUUGUUCCGAGUAGCGCAGAAUUGCAGUUAAAGAAGAUAUCAUGGCGAAGUAAAGAAGCGCAUUGUUGGGAGAGAAGCUGUCGGCGGAAGGACGGGAUCAGUGGAAAAGGAUCCAACGUGUGAACGAAUGCUGCCGUAGGGACAGGCGUCCACGUAAGGUGAGGAUUAUGAUUAAGGAUAAUACAUAAAUCUUGCAGAGCUAACGAUUUCAUCAAAA
Molecule: messenger RNA, 4404 nt
Organism: Anopheles stephensi (Asian malaria mosquito)
Lineage: Eukaryota; Metazoa; Arthropoda; Insecta; Diptera; Culicidae
Gene: ssp6
Exons: 5
Coding region: 1434-3707 (757 amino acids)
Molecular function (GO): protein binding
Source: RefSeq, a predicted model, not a curated record